CACCAACAUUCAACAUGCAUCACACAUAUAUUUCAUAUUUGACGAGCAUUAUCAUAUAAUCCUAUUCCCAUCAAAUAAUUUCCCCUUCAAAUAAUUUAUCGUACUGAUAAUAAAUUAAUAAUACAACUACCUUACAAAUAUUAUUUAUAAAAUGUCACAUUGCAGCCUCUCCCAUACCACGACCAAACACAUCGUUCCCACCUACUCAAUUGAUCAAUUUUCAUUUUGACCCAACGACUAUUUCUAUAUAUACAUUCAGACCCGCACCACGCCCAACACACACUGACACAGGGGAAGAAAAAAAGGAAUAGUAAAAAAAAAAUUAAAAAAUGGAAGGAAAAAUCUUCUUCCGAUGUCUCUUCUUCACCGCAGCCGCCGCCCUUCUCAUCUCCUUCACCAUCUUCAGCUUUCCCGGUCCCUCAUCCUACCCCCUCCCGUGCGGCCCCAAUUCCGCCUGGUGCGGCUCCAAGAACCGCAUCCUCCGCCGCCCUUCCGCCGCCACCCUCCGCAACGACCACGCCGCCGACGUCCCCCGCCACCCCCUGGACCCGCUCACCGUCCGGGAGAUCGGAAAGGUCCACGAGGUCAUCAAGUCCUUCUUCUCGAAAUCGGCAUACACGGUGCACUCGCUGGUGCUGGAGGAGCCGGACAAGGAGGCGGUGGUCGGGUGGGAGAAGGGGAAGCCGCUGCCCUCGCCGAGGACGGCGUCCGUUAUCGCACGCGCCGCCGGUAAGAACCACAUCCUGACGGUGGAUGUGGAGAGCGGGGAGGUGGUGGAGCACGACGCGAGCCACAUCUCGGGGUUCCCGCUGGUGACGCUGGAGGAUAUGCAGAGCGUGAUUACGGCGCCGCUCGCCAGCGCCCUUUUCAACCGCACGAUUUUGGAGAGAGGGCUUGAUCCGAGCGUCGUCACUUGCUUGCCUUUCUCCCCUGGCUGGUUUGGUAAGGCUGAGGAUGGAAGAAGAUUGGUUAAAUUAGAAUGCUUUCUCGUGGAGGGCACUGCAAACUUCUACAUGAGGCCUAUAGAGGGCAUCAUUAUCAUUACCGACCUCGACACGCAUGAAGUUGUCGAACUUAUCGACACUGGGAAACAUAUCCCUAUCCCUAAAGCCGCGGGCACAGAUUACCGGCUCUCGGCCAUGAACGGGCCAGUUGUCAAGCUCCCUAACCCUGUAUCCAUGGAGCAGCCCAAUGGGCCUAACUUUGUCAUAGAGGAUGACCACCUGGUUAAGUGGGCCAACUGGGAGUUCCACCUGAAGCCCGACCCAAGAGCAGGAGUCGUUAUUUCUCAGGCCAAGAUGCGUGACCCAGAGACCGGGGUUUUGAGGAGCGUGAUGUACCAAGGAUUUGCAUCUGAACUUUUUGUCCCGUAUAUGGACCCUGAGGAAGCAUGGUACUUCAAGACUUACAUGGAUGCCGGUGAAUAUGGGUUCGGGCUUCAGGCUCUGGCCCUUGACCCACUUAAUGACUGCCCAAGAAAUGCAAAGUAUAUGGAUGCCGUAUUUGCUGCUGCCGAUGGCACACCGUAUGUUAGAGAAAACAUGGUUUGCAUAUUUGAGCGGUACGCGGGUGAUACUGCAUGGCGACACACUGAGAGCCCAGUUACUGGAGAAAUGAUUCGAGAGGCGAGGCCGAAGAUUACACUUGUCGCGCGAAUGGUGGCUUCACUUGCAAACUACGACUAUGUUGUCGACUGGGAGUUCCAUGCUGAUGGCCUAAUCCAUGUUAAGGUCGCGCUCACCGGCAUAGUAAUCGUGAAGGGAACCUCGUACGUGAACAUGAACCAGGUGAAGGAAAACGAGGACCUAUAUGGAACCCUCUUGUCGGACAACAUAAUUGGGGUUGUCCACGACCACUACAUCAAUUUCUACCUCGACAUGGACAUCGACGGCCAGGACAACUCGUUUGUGAACGUCCAUCUCAAGAGAGAGUACACAAACGGCGCUUCCCCUAGGAAGAGCUACAUGAAGGUCAACAAGCAAGUGGCGAAAACCGAGAAAGAGGCACAGAUCAAGCUGUCUCUGUACGACCCGUCUGAAUUUCACGUGGUCAACCCCAACAAGAAGACCAAGGUGGGUAAUCCCGUCGGUUACAAGAUUGUGCCAGCUGGCACGGCUGCCAGCUUGCUCGAUCCGGAGGAUACUCCUCAGAAGAGAAGCGCGUUUACGAAUAAUCAAAUCUGGGCCACCCGUUACAAUAAGUCCGAGCAGUGGUCGGGCGGGUUGUUUGCCUACCAAAGUCAUGGUGACGACACGCUUCAAGUAUGGUCCGACAGGGAUCGUCCAAUUGAGAACAAGGAUAUAGUGUUGUGGUACACGUUGGGAUUCCAUCACGUUCCUUGCCAGGAAGAUUUCCCUAUCAUGCCCACUUUGUCGUCGGGUUUCGACCUGAAGCCGGUCAAUUUCUUUGAGAGAAAUCCUGUGCUGAGGGUCGCGCCAUAUGUGGAAAACGAGCUACCGGUUUGCAAAGCUGCGGCUACAGCUUGAGAUACUACAUCGACACAUUUCAGAACUUUACAUGAGCAUUCGGAUGGAUUUAUGCGAUGUAAAAAGGCUGCCGAGCUCUCUCUCAAUUGAAAAACGAAGGGGUGAAGAUAGGCUUCUCUCGUACUCGACUGUCCGCGUCAUUAUAUUUAUAGUUUUGAGUAGUUAAAAUUUAACAGCAUUGUGUAUUUUUCGUGGAUCUUAUGUGAUAAUUUUCCACCAUGGUUUGAGUUGUAAUAUACUCCAGGUAGCAAUAUGAAAUUGUGGUCACCAGUAUAAUGUUUUUGUCUAAUUUAUCACCUCUUUAUUUAAGAAAACCUGUACAGACCAGCAUGAUUUGGAACGACUAAAUAAAGAAUCUCCGUUCUGAUGUCAAAACGAGAAUGAAUUUAUGAAUGUAUCAGUAAAUUAAGAUUUGAAUCUGAAUUUGUACCCGCGUUGAUAAUUCACAUGAAGUGAUGCAUGUCCCAAAAUCGCAAGUUGGCC
This is a messenger RNA of Striga asiatica, 2969 nucleotides long. Lineage: Eukaryota; Viridiplantae; Streptophyta; Magnoliopsida; Lamiales; Orobanchaceae. The record is from the annotation of a GenBank genome assembly.